Messenger RNA from Adineta ricciae, 303 nucleotides. The record is from the annotation of a GenBank genome assembly. Lineage: Eukaryota; Metazoa; Rotifera; Eurotatoria; Adinetida; Adinetidae.
AUGAGAACACCAAAAUUGUUACUUGAACAAGAAGCAUCGAUGACUGUUGAUCAAGCAAAAAUCUUACUGAGAUAUUAUAGUCAUGCUUUCGUUAGGCGAUAUCGAGGAAAGUUUCUUUGGUGGGAUGUCAUCAAUGAAUUAAUUUCAGAUUAUAGUAAUAAUCGACCAUUUCAUGUGCAAAAUUCGUUACGGUAUCGAAAGUUAUGCAUGGAUUAUGUUACAUAUGCUUUUCAGUUUGCUCACAAAUCCGACUCGAAUUCACAACUGUAUUACAAUGAAUAUUGUAUCGAAGCAGGAGGAUAA